AUGUCAUCGGCCGUCGCCUCUCCAUUCCUCCUUCGACUCCUCCCCUCUGCCAUUUUUCGGUGGAUUCAAGGUCUUCCUGCUUCCUACUCCUCUAAUUCCUCGGACAGGAGGCUUAAUGCAGCUUCUACGGUGAUUAACUCUAAUGAUGUAUAUAUGGAGGCCUCAGCCUUCUUCGAGACCAGGUUCUCUGUUUCCCGUAGCAUCCUUGUCUACGAUUUCAUGCCCAGCGGCAGCCUCCAUAAUUACCUUUUCAACAGAGUUGAACAAUCUCUCACAUGGAAGCAAAGAUUUAACAUCAUCAAAGGCAUCGCGGCAGGGAUGCUUUAUCUACACGAGGAAUGGGAACAGGUGGUAUUUCACAGAGGCAUUAAAGCGAGCUAUGUCCUGGACGCUGAUUUCAACGGAAAGCUCGGAGAUUUCGGGCUAGCAAGGCUGCACGACCGCGGGAGCAUGGCGGAUACGACGAGUGUGGUUGGAACGCUGGGUUAUCUCGCUCCGGAGCUGUCUAGAACAUGA
This is a messenger RNA of Dendrobium catenatum, 516 nucleotides long. RefSeq names its product L-type lectin-domain containing receptor kinase IV.2-like. The transcript has 3 exons. Gene Ontology annotation, cellular component: plasma membrane. The record is from RefSeq and is a predicted model, not a curated record. Gene Ontology annotation, biological process: protein phosphorylation. Bases 1 to 516 code for a protein of 171 amino acids. Lineage: Eukaryota; Viridiplantae; Streptophyta; Magnoliopsida; Asparagales; Orchidaceae. Gene Ontology annotation, molecular function: protein kinase activity; ATP binding.